Molecule: messenger RNA, 1912 nt
Organism: Betta splendens (Siamese fighting fish)
Lineage: Eukaryota; Metazoa; Chordata; Actinopteri; Anabantiformes; Osphronemidae
Gene: wipi2
Product: WD repeat domain, phosphoinositide interacting 2
Exons: 12
Coding region: 168-1451 (427 amino acids)
Biological process (GO): nucleophagy; protein localization to phagophore assembly site; protein lipidation
Cellular component (GO): extrinsic component of membrane; cytosol; phagophore assembly site membrane
Molecular function (GO): phosphatidylinositol-3-phosphate binding; phosphatidylinositol-3,5-bisphosphate binding; protein binding
Source: RefSeq, a predicted model, not a curated record
CAUGCGCAGUGCCAACAGCAGCCCCUCUAACAAACAACAACAAUCGCUAGAGCGGGGCCAGAACGCAGGAUGGCUCCGUGACGCUCGUCUCUCGUGGUCCGUUUCUCCUUGCUGAGCCCAACCGCUGCUGUUUCUACCGGAGCUUGAACAUCGAUGGUACCGGACCCAUGAACCUGGCUAGUCAAAGCGGGGACGUUGGCGGAAGCCAGCUCCUCUUCGCCAACUUCAACCAGGACAACACGUCCUUGGCUGUUGGCACCAAGUCCGGAUACAAAUUUUUCUCUCUGUCCUCUGUGGACAAGUUGGAGCAGAUAUAUGAAUGUACGGACACAGAGGAUGUUUGCAUUGUGGAGCGUCUGUUCUCCAGCAGUCUGGUGGCCAUCGUGAGCCUGAAGGCCCCCAGGAAGCUCAAAGUCUGUCACUUCAAAAAGGGAACUGAGAUCUGCAACUACUCGUAUUCCAACACCAUCCUUGCAGUCAAACUCAACAGACAGAGACUGAUUGUGUGUCUGGAAGAGUCACUUUACAUUCACAACAUCCGAGAUAUGAAAGUGCUGCACACUAUCAGAGAGACUCCACCGAACCCUUCAGGAUUGUGUUCUCUUUCCAUUAGCAAUGAUAACUGUUACCUGGCGUAUCCCGGCAGCGCUACAAUAGGCGAAGUUCAAGUCUUUGACACCGUGAACCUGAGAGCCGCUAACAUGAUUCCAGCCCAUGACAGCCCAUUAGCGGCUUUGGCUUUUGAUGCCAGUGGAACCAAACUGGCCACGGCCUCAGAGAAGGGCACAGUCAUUCGUGUCUUCUCAAUCCCGGAGGGACAGAAACUCUUUGAGUUUCGAAGAGGAGUCAAGAGGUGCGUGAGCAUCUGUUCGCUGGCUUUCAGCAUGGAAGGCCUGUACCUGUCUGCCUCCAGCAACACAGAGACGGUCCACAUCUUCAAACUAGAGACACAGAAGGAGAAGUAUGUGCCUGCAGAGGAGCCCACCACGUGGGGCGGCUACCUGGGCAAGGUCCUGAUGGCGUCCACCACCUACCUGCCUUCCCAGGUCACAGAGAUGUUCACACAGGGACGAGCCUUCGCCACCGUGCGACUGCCCUUCUGUGGCCACAAGAACAUCUGCGCCUUAGCUGUGAUCCAGAAAAUCCCCAGAUUAUUGGUUGCAGCAGCGGAUGGGUAUUUGUAUCUGUACAACCUGGAUCCACAAGAGGGAGGAGAGUGCACACUCAUGAAGCAGCACAGGUUAGACGGCAGCACUGAGCCGCCUAAUGAAAUCCUUGAGCAGGGAUCACAUGAUCGCCCACUUGUGGCCCAAACCUACAGUGCUGCUGCGACUAAAGGUUACUGCGAAGAACAGGGUGCCGUGGGGGGGGCGGGCUUAGAAGAUGACCUCAGUGACUUGCGUUUGGAGGAAGAGAACGAGCAGCCGCCACUCAUCCUGGAAACCGACUGAGUUAACUGUACCCACCAAUCAGAGGGCUCCUCUGGUGCUGCUAUGAACACGAGACCCGAGGGGAGCAGGGGCAGGAUCGGAGAUGGGGGGGGUGUUUUUAAACACUCGCAGUGAGCCUGUCUGUGCAUCCAUCACUUCACAUACAUGUCUGUGUUUCUGCCUCUUCCCUUAGUUUUGCCUGUGCAGGCCAAUUCACGCUUUGCAUGUACAUGUGCCAACUGCUAGAAACACGCUCCAAGGAGUAACUGAGUGUGUGCGUUGGAUGUUUGAUUUAAAAAAGAAAAAUGUAGCUGUGUCUCAGAUAAAGAGAGAGAGACACACACACACACAGAUGCAGACACUGUGUCUAAUGCCCGUGAUUGUGUAAGUGCCUCUCUGCCCCAGUGUCACGGCUUCUUUUGUUUCAAAGGGGGGAUCGUUGCAUUGGCUCAAUAAAAUCUGUUUUGAGUUUUUGAUCUUAA